This is a messenger RNA of Cladophialophora bantiana CBS 173.52, 1215 nucleotides long. RefSeq lists its product as uncharacterized. Gene Ontology annotation, molecular function: monooxygenase activity; FAD binding. The record is from RefSeq and is a predicted model, not a curated record. Lineage: Eukaryota; Fungi; Ascomycota; Eurotiomycetes; Chaetothyriales; Herpotrichiellaceae. The transcript has 2 exons. Bases 1 to 1215 code for a protein of 404 amino acids.
AUGAAAGUUAUCAUUAUUGGAAGUGGAUUGGCGGGGCCGACAAUGGCCCUUGUACUCAAGCGACAUAAUAUUUCCUGUAAAGUCUUCGACCUGCGCGACCAGGUUGCUUUUGAUGGCGGCUUUGUCGCCCUCGCUCCCAAUGCGCUCCGCGCACUCGAUCGGAUCGGAGUCUAUGGUCGAAUCAGGACGCAGGGCUGGAACUAUGAGGAGUUCCAAUUUCUAUCGUCCAGAAACCUGAGCCGCAUCGCAACGGUACUAAAUGGCAGCCAGCGAAAAUAUGGAUAUCCAGCACUCCGGAUAUCUCGGGGUAUUGUCCGGCAGACACUGCUGGAUGUUCUUCAGGAGCAACAGAUUGAGCUGUUCUUUAACGCAAAAUGCGUGCAGUUUGAAGAGACCGACCAUUCCACGGUCAUCGCAACCUUUGCCGACGGGCACAUUGAAGAAGCCGACUUCUUGAUUGGCGCCGAUGGGAUCCAUUCGCGCGUCCGCAGCCACCUCGACCCCAACGCAGCUCCCACAUUUAGCGGCCAACUUGGAGUCGGCGGCUCCCUUCCCAAAUCCAAGCUGCCAAAAUCAGGGCAAGAAAUGUACAUGCCGUGUCUGAUAUUGGGCAAGUUGAAUUCCUUCAUGUUUAUGCCCUGCACAUACAAUGGGGAUCGUGUUAGUUGCUUCGCAACCGUCGAGGGCGAGGAUCAGAGCCGGGAGGAAUGGACUGAGCUCCAAAAUGACAAGUCCGCUCUAUACAAGAUAUUGCAGUCCCACCACGAGAACGAGACGUGGCCUGACGUUGUCCAUGUCGCCUCGAAAAGCGUCGACCUAGCCUCACUUUCCCUAUGGCCUUAUUACAAAGUUCCCGAGCUCAGCUCUUGGUCAAGCAGCUCUGGCAGGGUAUUCGUCAUCGGCGAUGCGGCCCACGCCAUGCCUCCAACCGGCGGACAGGGUGCAGCGAUGGCCUUUGAGGAUGCGCUCACUUUGGCCAACACCCUAGCCCUUCUCGACAAAAAGGAGUCGGCUCCUCAUCAAGACCUGCUUACACAAUGGCAGAGCGCCAGGAAAGACCGUGUGAAGAAGAUCCUCGCCUUCACCUCCAAGGGAGGUGAUAUGAGAAAAAUCUUCGGCGAGCACGUUCCAACAACUCGUCAAGGAGUGGGUUAUGUGGGCGUACUUCCUGCUCAGGGGGGAGAAGGCUGGUGUGUCGUGGAUUUACGAGUAUGA